Molecule: messenger RNA, 702 nt
Organism: Colletotrichum acutatum
Lineage: Eukaryota; Fungi; Ascomycota; Sordariomycetes; Glomerellales; Glomerellaceae
Exons: 3
Coding region: 1-702 (233 amino acids)
Source: RefSeq, a predicted model, not a curated record
AUGCUGGCACCAGUAGCUCGAUUCAUGCCGAGGCAUGGUUCUAGAAUCAAUUUCUUCCGUCCCAUGUCCAGCUUGCCGUCAAACCCGCGCAUUAAAGUCUUCCCUGCGGACGCAUCGCGAGCCUCCUUUCUCCUAUCAUACCUCGAAGAUGAGCCACCCAACCAGAGAAUAGCCAUUGGCUUCUCUACGACCGACCCUCCGACGCCACGAUCGUUUAUCGAAAACCAGACCUUUACCAAGAUUCUUUACGAAGUCCUUGCAGAGCAUGCACAUAAGGACAAGGACCUCUUAGCACAGGCGCAAGCCUUCGCAGGGCCUGGCGGAGCCAAUCUUGGUUCUGGAGGAGCACUCUUUGCUCAGAAGAACAAGAGGCGUUCGUCGAGCAAGGUCGGUGGCGGUGGCGGCGCCGGAGGCGGUGGUGCUGGCGGUGCCAGUGCUCAAGGCGGCGCUGGAGGAGGUGGGCAUGGUGGUUACGUCCACCUUAGUGAUUCAAGAAACCCUCCAGACUUUGGUCGUAUUGCCUGGCCUGAGGAUAUUCUUGGCAGUGUUGAAGUCGAUCAAAGCGGCAACAUAAUUGGUCAGCUCGAGCCAAGUGGAACGUAUCGAAUUAUCACCAACGAGGGAAUUCUCGGAUUGAGUCCAUAUCUUUCAGGAAAGCUCGUUGAGAGACUUCGCGAGGAAGACGAUAAGGACCACUCGUAA